AUGCUGCACUCAUCCAACACAUGUAUACAACUGUUUUUCUCCACCUUUCACAUAUUGUGGGGUGCAGGUUCCAUUUUUUUUUUUUGUAUUGCUUUACCGAAGAAGCCAAUGUCAAGGGAACUAGCUGUGGUUGUGCUUGGGGCCACCGGCUACACGGGCCAGCUGGUCUGCGAGUAUCUCGCGGGUCUGGGUCGCAGUGUCGUCGGUCCUUGGGCGAUUGCAGGCCGCAGCGAAGCGAAACUCAACAAGCUGAGGAGCGAACUGGGUGGGAACGUCUCCGUUCUCGCCGCAGACUUCAGCGACGCCAGCUCUCUGGACAAUGUCUGCUCCCGCACCAGCGUGCUCAUUUCUUGUGCCGGCCCCUUUACGCAGGUGGGGAUGCCUGUUGUGGAG
Molecule: messenger RNA, 393 nt
Organism: Trypanosoma grayi
Lineage: Eukaryota; Euglenozoa; Kinetoplastea; Trypanosomatida; Trypanosomatidae
Product: saccharopine dehydrogenase
Exons: 1
Biological process (GO): glycolipid biosynthetic process
Cellular component (GO): lipid droplet; plasma membrane; mitochondrion
Source: RefSeq, a predicted model, not a curated record